Equus quagga is the source of this 2005-nucleotide messenger RNA. RefSeq names its product frizzled class receptor 7 (gene FZD7). Gene Ontology annotation, biological process: non-canonical Wnt signaling pathway; canonical Wnt signaling pathway. The transcript has a single exon. Bases 141 to 1865 code for a protein of 574 amino acids. Lineage: Eukaryota; Metazoa; Chordata; Mammalia; Perissodactyla; Equidae. Gene Ontology annotation, cellular component: plasma membrane. Gene Ontology annotation, molecular function: Wnt receptor activity; Wnt-protein binding. The record is from RefSeq and is a predicted model, not a curated record.
CCGCGCCGCCCACGGCCCGGCCCCGGCGCCGGGGAGACUCUCAUGCGCCGGGCGCGGCGGCGCCUCCCCGGAUCCCAGCCUCUCCCGGCUGUCUGGCCGCGCUCCUCGGGCUGAGAGCGUCGCUGCACCCGCGGCCGGCGAUGCGGGGUCCCGGCGCGGUCGCGUCGCGCUUGCCCCUGGGCCUGUGCACCCUGGUGCUGGCGCUGCUGGGCGCGCUGCCCGCGGGCGCCAGGGCGCAGCCGUACCACGGCGAGAAGGGCAUCUCGGUGCCGGACCACGGCUUCUGCCAGCCCAUCUCCAUCCCGCUGUGCACGGACAUCGCCUACAACCAGACCAUCCUGCCCAACCUGCUCGGCCACACGAACCAAGAGGACGCGGGCCUCGAGGUGCACCAGUUCUACCCGCUGGUGAAGGUGCAGUGUUCUCCAGAGCUGCGCUUCUUCCUGUGCUCCAUGUACGCGCCCGUGUGCACCGUGCUCGAUAAGGCCAUCCCGCCGUGCCGCUCUCUGUGCGAGCGGGCCCGCCAGGGCUGCGAGGCGCUCAUGAACAAGUUCGGCUUCCAGUGGCCCGAGCGGCUGCGCUGCGAGAACUUCCCGGUGCACGGCGCCGGCGAGAUCUGCGUGGGCCAGAACACGUCCGACGGCUCCGGGGGCGCGGGCGGCGGCCCCACCGCCUACCCCACCGCGCCCUACCUGCCCGACCUGCCCUUCACCGCGCUGCCCCCGGGGGCCCCCGACGGCAGGGGCCGCCCCGCCUUCCCCUUCUCGUGCCCCCGCCAGCUCAAGGUGCCCCCCUACCUGGGCUACCGCUUCCUGGGCGAGCGCGACUGCGGCGCCCCGUGCGAACCGGGCCGCGCCAACGGCCUCAUGUACUUCAAGGAGGAGGAGAGGCGCUUCGCCCGCCUCUGGGUGGGCGUGUGGUCGGUGCUGUGCUGCGCCUCGACCCUCUUCACCGUGCUCACCUACCUGGUGGACAUGCGGCGCUUCAGCUACCCCGAGCGGCCCAUCAUCUUCCUGUCGGGCUGCUACUUCAUGGUGGCCGUGGCGCACGUGGCCGGCUUCCUGCUGGAGGACCGCGCCGUGUGCGUGGAGCGCUUCUCGGACGACGGCUACCGCACGGUGGCGCAGGGCACCAAGAAGGAGGGCUGCACCAUCCUCUUCAUGGUGCUCUACUUCUUCGGCAUGGCCAGUUCCAUCUGGUGGGUCAUCCUGUCGCUCACUUGGUUCCUGGCGGCCGGCAUGAAGUGGGGCCACGAGGCCAUCGAGGCCAACUCGCAGUACUUCCACCUGGCCGCGUGGGCGGUGCCCGCCGUCAAGACCAUCACCAUCCUGGCCAUGGGCCAGGUGGACGGGGACCUGCUCAGCGGGGUGUGCUACGUGGGCCUGUCCAGCGUGGACGCGCUGCGGGGCUUCGUGCUGGCGCCUCUGUUCGUCUACCUCUUCAUCGGCACGUCCUUCCUGCUGGCCGGCUUCGUGUCGCUCUUCCGCAUCCGCACCAUCAUGAAGCACGACGGCACCAAGACCGAGAAGCUGGAGAAGCUCAUGGUGCGCAUCGGCGUCUUCAGCGUGCUCUACACCGUGCCGGCCACCAUCGUCCUGGCCUGCUACUUCUACGAGCAGGCCUUCCGCGAACACUGGGAGCGCACCUGGCUCCUGCAGACGUGCAAGAGCUACGCGGUGCCCUGCCCGCCCGGCCACUUUCCGCCCAUGAGCCCCGACUUCACCGUCUUCAUGAUCAAGUACUUGAUGACCAUGAUCGUGGGUAUCACCACCGGCUUCUGGAUCUGGUCCGGCAAGACCCUGCAGUCGUGGCGCCGCUUCUACCACAGACUCAGCCACAGCAGCAAGGGGGAGACUGCGGUAUGAGCCCCGGCCCCUCCCCCACCCCUCUUCCCCCACCCCUGGCAGGGGGCGAGGCGCGCCGGGGAAGAACGGCCGGGUGGGGGGCUCGCUUCUGUACCCUGCUCCCCCUCCAACGAGAAGUGACCUGGAAGAGAGGAGGUCUG